Molecule: messenger RNA, 3673 nt
Organism: Cyprinus carpio (common carp)
Lineage: Eukaryota; Metazoa; Chordata; Actinopteri; Cypriniformes; Cyprinidae
Product: volume-regulated anion channel subunit LRRC8E-like
Molecular function (GO): protein binding
Source: RefSeq, a predicted model, not a curated record
UAACUCUGUUAACUAACUCUGUUAACUAACUCUGUUAACUAACUCUAUUAACUCCAUUCAGCGGCGCCUCCUGCACAGGUGUGAGUACUGUACUGUACUGUAAUAUGAGCUCAGAUUGUGAUUGAGAGUGAAGUCAGGACUGAGCCAGAGGACGAACACUGAUGCACGUUCAGAUUCAUUACAGCAGUUUGUGUUCCUCACUCUCUCAGAUCUAAAUAGGUCACCUGAGAGAUUAGUUUAGAUCCACUGAGAAAGUGUUUUUAUGCUGGAAACUCUUCUGCUGCUUCAUAUUUUUUUGGAACCUGUGAUACUUUUUCAGGAUUAUAUAACAAUAUACACUACAGUUCAAAAGUUUGGGGUGUGGAGAUGAUUCCUGUGAAUGAGUUCCGGAGCAUCACGUCCGAGCAGAACCCACAGUUCCGGGUCCUGAAGCCCUGGUGGGACGUCCUGUCUGAGUAUCUGGGCGUCACCAUGCUGAUGAUCGGGGUGUUCGGCUGCACGCUUCAGCUGACCCAAGACAAGAUAUCUUGCCUGCCGAACCGAUUCACGGAUCUCUCCGGCGGAGACCGAGACUGCAGUCACCUGCGGCAGGACAAGGAGAACGAGAGUCUGUGGGAGUUCGCCAUCACCAAACAUCUCGGUCCAAACGUCGUGGAGGUGUUCGGACGGAAGAACGGCCUGGAUAUCCACCAGUACGAGUUCGUCAACCACUUCUGCUACGAACGGGCCGUGCACUGGUACGGAAAGUACUUCCCUUACCUAGUGGUCAUCCACAGCAUGAUCUUCAUGGUGGCCAGCAGCUUCUGGUUCAAGUUCCCAGGAACGUCGUCUAAGAUCGAGCUGUUUGUGAUCAUACUGGGGAAGUGUUUCGACUCUCCCUGGACCACGAGAGCCAUCAGCGAAGUCUACGAAGAGCGGCGAGAGGAGAGGAUGGUCGUGUGGAGGAAGAACACAAUGACCAAAUCACCCGCAGACAACAACGACGACAUGGUGUCUCUGAUCCAAUCUUCCAUAAAGUCCAGCUCGGAGCAAAAAUCAGCAGAACCGCAGCCGACCGCGUCGCUCUUGGACAAGAAAGAAGGCGAGCAGGCCAAGGCCCUGUUCGAGAAAGUCCGGAAGUUUCGGACGCACGUGGAGGAGGCGGAUCUGCUUUACUUCAUGUACGUGCUGCAGACGGUGCUGAAGGUCUUCAAGUUCGCUCUCAUCACCGUUUACAGUAUUGCUCUGGUGCCCAACAUCCAGAUCGUGGUGAUGUGCUCGGUGCCUCCAGAUCUGACGGGGUUCAGUGCGUUCUGCUGUAACUACAAUAAAGCACAUCUGUUCUCCAAAUUAGCCUACUGCUACAUAUGCUUCGUCGGCGUGUACGGACUGCUGUGCAUUUAUUCGCUUUAUUGGCUGUUUCACCGACCGCUGAAAGAGUAUUCCUUUGAGGCGGUGCGCUUGGAGACGGGAAUAAACGACAUCCCGGAUGUUAAAAAUGACUUUGCGUUUCUCCUGCACCUCAGUGAUCAGUACGACGCCCUGUACUCCAAACGCUUCGCCGUCUUCCUCUCGGAGGUCAGCGAAUGCCGCUUACGGCAGCUCAACCUCAACCACGAGUGGACGGCCGAUAAACUCCGCGCUCGUCUGUCACGCAACGCCUCCGAGAGGCUGGAGCUCCCCCUGUUCCUGCUCCCAGGGUUACCGGACACUGUCUUUGAGAUUUCCGAGGUCGAGUCGCUCAAACUGGAACUGAUCAGUAACGUGACGGUCCCCGGAACCAUAUCACAACUUCCAGCCUUACAGGAGAUCGUGUUGAUCCACAGUCCGGCCAAGCUCCAGCAGGGGGCCCUCAGUCAUCUGCGUGAGAACCUGAAGGUUCUGCGCUUGGGCUUCGAGGGCCCGGAGCAGGUGCCGCUGUGGAUGUACACCUUACAGAGCCUGGAGGAGCUUCACCUGAGCGGCGCUCUGAGCAGCGAGCUCUCCCGCGGCCCCGGCGCUGGACUCUUACGUGAGCUGAAGAACCUGCGCGUGCUGACCUUACGCUGCAAGCUGACCAAGAUCCCGCCCAGUGUUGUGGAUGUUUCCGGGCAGCUCCUGCGACUGAGCGUUCACAACGAGGGGACCAGGCUCCAGGUCUAUAACAGCCUGAAGAAGCUGGUGAACCUGAGCGCUCUGGAGCUGACGGGCUGCGGUCUGGAGCGGAUCCCCAGCGCCGUCUUCAGCCUGUCCCUCCUGCAGGAGCUGGACCUUCGAGAGAACCGGCUCACCACCGUGGAAGAGGUCUUGAGUCUGCAGCACUGUCGCCGCCUGACCGUCCUCAAGCUCUGGCACAACGACAUCUCCUACAUCCCCGAGCACAUCAGCAAGCUCCGCGCCCUGGAGGUGCUGGACCUCAGCUGGAACAAGAUCCGCAGUCUUCCGCCGCGCCUCUGUUACUGCACCAAACUCCGACACCUGGACCUUUCCCACAACCAGCUGGCGUCUCUGCCCGCGGAGAUCGGCAUCCUCCAGUGCCUGCAGUUCCUCUCUGUGGCCUUUAACUCUCUGGAGAGUCUCCCCGAGGAGCUGUUCUCCUGUAAGAGGGUGAAGGUGCUGGCGCUGGGGAAUAACAGCAUCUCCUCGCUGUCUCCGCGGGUCGGGAAUCUGGCUCAGCUGGGUCCGGCUGGAGCUGAGGGAAACCGGCUGGAGUCUCUGCCUGCGGAGCUCGCCGACUGUCUCUCGCUCAGACUGGCUGCUGUGAUCGUGGAGGACAGUCUGAUGGACCUUCUGCCUCCAGACGUGAAGGACAGGAUGAAGCACAGAUAAUCACAGCACUGGAGCGCUGCCAUUAACACUUCUUUUUUUUGUUUGUCUAAAUAGAGUGUGCUUUGAUUUAUGUGAUGACAUUAGCUAUAUUGCAUUCACCAUUUUAAUGCGCAGAUUGAAGAAGAAACGAGUGAUGGAAGCGCCGAAAUUCUGAUAAAAAUCCAUUAAUUCAUAGAAAAGUUUUUACGCUCGCUUGAGGUGGUUUUUACUUGUGCGAAAAAAGGGUUAAUGUGAAUAAUGGAAGAUGGAAACUCAUUUAAAUAAAUUCCUCCAUGCGCAUGGGAUUUUGUGCUAUGGGACGGCAAAACCUGACUGACCAGCGGACCGAUCUCAUUCACAGCAUCUGAAUGUUUAUGCCGUGAACUUUCACCGGACAGACUUGAUAGACUUGAUCUCCGUCUGAACGCACUGCACUUAAUAUUUUAACAUAUUUUUUUUUAGUAAUAAUGUUUAUCAGUGCAAUUCCUGGUUAGGAAAAGAAACUGAUUCAUGAUUCUGCAAAGAAGUCUUCAAUCAGUGAACCACGGCAAGCAAAGUGCUCCUUAUUUUGCAGUAAACAUUAAAUAUGUUGUUUAUAUAUGCACAAUUAACAUCUUUAAAUCAAUAGUUGUGUUAUAGUUUUUAGUAAUUAGAUUGUCAUUCGCAAUGGUUCAUGGGAUUGUAGUUCUUUCCCUCAUUAAAGUCAUUAAAUACACAGUCUUGUACCUUUUGUGCUUAUUAUUUUCAAAUGAAGGUUUGUAAUGUUGUGAUUCACCUCGUAGCUCGUAGGUUUAGACUUUUUAAAAAUCCCCGUGAGAAAAACUGAUGGGAGCAACGCUUCCAGACCUGAGACUGAACGUGAGCGAACACUAAACACUGAACACUGAACCGAUGCCAGAACAGAUUC